CUUUCACAACACGACGUAUCUUUUAGAGACCGGAAGUCAAACGGCUUCUGUUUCUUAUUUGCGCCCGUUAGGUCCAAACUCACAAACAACUCAAUCUUCUGCAUUCAUUGUGCAAAGAUGCUGUCUAUAUUCAAGUCCAUCCCCACGCACAUGGAUUAUAAAGGCCAGAAGCUGGCUGAACAGAUUUUCCAAGGAAUAAUACUCAUCUCAGCGGUGAUUGGAUUCGUGUAUGGUCUGAUCAUUGAACAGUUUGGGUGGACAGUAUACAUAGUUUUGGCUGGCUUUGCUGUGUCCUGUGUGUUGACCCUGCCCCCAUGGCCUAUGUACAGAAAGAGUCCUCUGUCCUGGCAGCCAGUUGUACCAGAGACCAGUGGGGAGUCCAGCCAAAAACCUCAGGAAAGCCUCAAGAAGAAGAAGCACAAAUAACUCAGAACUAUGGCUGCCUAGUUGUUAAUACACCUUUUUAUAUUGGGAAUUAUUUUUCUCAUGGUUCACAUCUGAAGCAUUUAGAAAGAAAUCUUUGUUACAGUGUUUAUCAGUCAAUAAUGAAAUACUUGUUCAUCCAAAUAAACAUCUAAUACUGUC
Molecule: messenger RNA, 585 nt
Organism: Seriola dumerili (greater amberjack)
Lineage: Eukaryota; Metazoa; Chordata; Actinopteri; Carangiformes; Carangidae
Gene: spcs1
Product: signal peptidase complex subunit 1
Exons: 4
Coding region: 118-426 (102 amino acids)
Biological process (GO): protein targeting to ER
Cellular component (GO): endoplasmic reticulum membrane; signal peptidase complex
Source: RefSeq, a predicted model, not a curated record